CUCUUUUUUAAGUGGCUAAUUUUAAAUUUUUUAACUUAUCGUAGCAAAUUGUGCCACUUUCUGUAUCUUAUCAUUGAGAAAAACAUUUUUUUUCCUGCAAAAUAUUUACUUAACAUAAUUUAUAGUUGUGUGUUAGCAUAGAUAAAUAAGAAUUUAGAAAUCCAAAUGAUUGUAAAACAUAGAAUCUGGUGCAAAAAAAAAAAAAUGACUAAGCCAAUACACCAGCUAGCACUCAAGAUAUGGAGUCAGCCUAAAUGUUUUCAAACUUUAUGAAGUUAAUAGAUAUUAAGAGUUAAUCAUAUUAUGCCAUACAUGCUGUCCAUUAAAAAACACAAAACUCAGUAUAAUAAACCUGUCAUUCCCCUUUAGGUACACUAUUUUUUGGUACAUUUUUGUAGAAUUUUAUAUACCUUAUUACUUAAAUUUUUAUAAGCUAAAUAAAUAGAAUCAGUUUUUUAUCUUAGUAUACAUUAAAAACUUUUUCAGUGAACAUGACUUGUUAAAACAAGAGUUUUUCGAAUACUCUGGAUUUUAUGGUGUGAUAGGCGCAAUCGAUUGCACCCACAUUGCAAUAAUUGCUCCUAAAGAUGACGAAGCUCACAGGGAACAGAACUAUGUGAAUCGGAAAAAUUUUCCAUUCACUUAAUGUUCAACUUGUAAGACAUAUUUUUUUAAAAAAUUAUUUCUUGUUCAAGUCUAUCUUUAGCUUGUAUCUGUUAUUUAAGUUCAUUUACAGUCAAUUUGUAAUGUGUACAUGUUCUCAUCAAAUAUAAUAACCAUUAAUGUAAUACAACUUCAAUAUUUAUAGGUUGUUGAUAUGCAGCAAAACAUUUUGAAUAUUUCUGCAAGAUUCCCUGGCAGCAGUCAUGACUCGUACGUUUGGAAAUCGAGUGAACUACCUAAUUGUUGUCUAUUGUUUAUUCGAAUAGGAGAUUCUGGAUAUCCUCUUGAGCCAUGGCUGCUAACUCCCAUCAGUGGGGACAACUUUUCUUCCUCUGAGGAAGAGUACAAUAGGAGGCACGUUUCUUUCAGGGAUACUGUUAAACAAUGCAAUGGAACACUGAAAAGUAGAUUUCGGUGCCUUUUGAACAUGGGUGCAAGUCUUCCGUCCACAGGACGGAUUUCCGUCUUUCGAAAAUGUCCGCGGACGGAAGUAAGACGGAAACAAAACUGACUCGAAGACGAAAAUCGGAAUUUUUUUUUUCUGUCCGUAAAAAUAUUUUUAGGUCUACGUUAUUGGUCUACUUUCUUCUGUCCUGUUGUUAUUUUAUCAAAAGACAGAUGCAUAAAUAUUUUUUGUACAGUAUUUAAUGAUGUAUUAUGGUAAAGCUUUCUUAGUUUGCAUAAGUCGAGGGGAUAUUGUGUAUGUUAGGUAUUUCAGUCAAAAAAUUUUCAGUCUUGGCCUUUUUUCCAACUUGCACCCAUGCUUUUGAAGCACAGAGUGCUAAAUUACUCAUCAGAAACUGCAGCAAAAAUCAUAAAUGCCUGUGCUGUGUUGCACAAUAUGUGCAUCAAAGAGAAUGUAUUCUUGGAAAAAAUAAGUAUCUGCGGAGCCGAUGUGCCUUUUGACACAGGAGUUCCCUUCAAUCCAGGGCAACGGGAAGGUAAUGUGAGAGAAAAAGUUGUACGUAUGUUUGCUGUUUAAUUGCUUUUUAAAAUUUCUCACAAAAAAUUAAAAAAAAAAAAAACUUAAGCACGCCAGAGCUAUUUUAUAUAGUACUGCCAAUCCUAAGCCUGGAAAAAGUGUGAAGGGAAGUUAGUGCAUAAAUAAUCAUUUAAACUAGUUUUUAAACACUUUCCAACUAUCUGAACCACGUUCGGCUCCAAGCAGUUUGGAUAACCGGCACUCUACUGUACAUAGUAUACAUUUUUUUAAAAUUUCUUGACAAGUAUUUAAAGGAUUAGUUCAAAACUUUAGAGGUACUUAGUUCAUGCGAUAUUUCAGAGUGAGCAAUAAAGUUUAGAGUUUUCAAAGGUUUCAGGAACCGGCAACAAAUUACAAAAAAAAAAAACAAGUACUUUUGUACACUAUAUGCCAGCAAAUAACUUUAUCUUAAUUAUCUGACAUUUUAAGUUUAAUGUUUACUUUUCCAUCUACGAUGAAAUACCAGUUUUGCAUUUGUUUUUAGCCACCUUUUUUGUCGCCAGAUAUAAUGUCAUUUGUUGUGAUUUAAGUUGUUGUACUGUAAUGUAACUGAUUUAUUCUUGAUCAACUUGUUUAUAUUAUUUUCUCUUUUAUGUCAUUAUCCAGAAAUAAAAGAUCAGAAUCUUUAUAAAUAAAGAUUUUGUGCUUGUUAUGAAAAUUUUUUUUUUUUUUUUCAAAUUAAAUGUUUUUUCUCAAAUUUAAUGUUUUGCCCUUAUUGCUAUCUAUUAAAAGAAGGAGCUUUUCUGCGGGUUUAGUGUUUUUUUAAAAUGAGGCUCUCCCUCUGUAAACUUUACAGGGAGUCAAAAAUUGGAGCAUUAUCUUAAACACUACUUUAAAUUGGGAUAUCCUCUCCGACCCGAAAGAUAACUAUUGUACUAUUCAAGACAGCACCCCCCCCCCUAAGAACACGCCUGUUAUUAAUGAUGGUGAGUCGCAGAGAGAGAGCAAGAACUCCGAAAAAGUUUAGGGGUUACACAAUGAGAUUGUCAUUGGCGUAUUUUAGUACCUUCGAAUCCUGCUAAAAUUCUUGAAGACUAGAAACUCGUCAAUUCUCUCAAAAGAAGUUGCAUAGUAGUGUAUAAGAAGUAUUUUAAAUUAAGCUAUGCACUAGUCAUUUUUCAUGUUAUUACUGAAAUAAACUUUUUAUGGACUUUUUUUGUGUUCUGAAAGUAUUAAUACAAAAAAGUCGCUAAUAUUGAAUCGAAAUGGAAAAAAAUUUGAACGAAGUUAAGAAUGUUUCUUUCCUGAGAUUGUAGCAUACACACUCAUAUAUUUGCGAGAAUUGAACUUUUAUCAAUCUGAAUCUAAAAAUAAAAUAAUAACGAAAAAUUAAAAUAAACACCAAAAAAUUUCU
Messenger RNA from Parasteatoda tepidariorum (common house spider), 2999 nucleotides. Lineage: Eukaryota; Metazoa; Arthropoda; Arachnida; Araneae; Theridiidae. The record is from RefSeq and is a predicted model, not a curated record.